This is a messenger RNA of Exophiala dermatitidis NIH/UT8656, 444 nucleotides long. RefSeq lists its product as uncharacterized. The transcript has a single exon. The record is from RefSeq and is a predicted model, not a curated record. The coding region runs from base 1 to 444 and encodes 147 amino acids. Lineage: Eukaryota; Fungi; Ascomycota; Eurotiomycetes; Chaetothyriales; Herpotrichiellaceae.
AUGGAUCUUCACAAUAUCUACACGUCUUACAUUGCUCAGAUCAAUGCCGGCUGCGGCUCGGGCGCGUUGAAGAACUAUGUCAAUGACGGUAUAAUCCACAAUGACUCCAAGCCAAUGUCGGUAGACGAGUAUGCGCAGAUGAUUCUAGACAGCCAGGCUGCGUUUCCCGGUCUGUUUUUCGAGGUCGAGAGGCUGGUGACCGAAAGCGACAAAGGCGAGCCGGGCGAAAAGGGAGAUGGCAAUGUUGCAGCAAGGAUCAAGCUGUCCUACACAAGCAGCCAAGUUCACUCCCAACAAGGAGAUGAAGCAACUUCCUCCCAAUCGCCAAAGGAAUUCUUCUACGAGCACGUCUUUUACCGGCUAGAGGGAGGCAAGAUUUCGCAAGUCUGGAGUCUGCUGGACGGCGCAGGACAGAAGUGGAAUGAGGAACGGACGGCCAGAUGA